ACUCCCUUCAUCCUCUUCGUGCCAUCGUCGCCGUUGCCACUGCUGAGCUGUCCAUAUUUUAUCGGCCAGCAAUGCAUAGAAUUGCGCUCAGAAAUGUUUCUGUGCUGGCCGCCAGGUCUGCGGCACCAAAGAGCGCCGCUUCUUUAGCUGCCGCACGCUCGUAUGCAACUGCUAAGCCCGCUGCGUCCGAGGUCUCCUCAAUCCUCGAAUCACGGAUAGCUGGUACUUCUCUUGGUGGUGACGUGCAAGAGACUGGACGUGUUCUUACCAUUGGUGACGGUAUCGCACGUGUCUACGGUCUUAAGAAUGUCCAAGCCGAGGAAAUGGUGGAAUUCUCGUCAGGUGUUCGCGGGAUGUGCUUGAACUUGGAGGCCGACAACGUUGGUGUGUCCAUCUUCGGUAGUGACCGUCUCAUCAAGGAAGGCGACACCGUCAAGCGUACUGGGCAGAUUGUCGAUGUCCCCGUCGGACCCAAAUUGCUCGGUCGUGUCGUCGAUGCUCUCGGUAACCCCAUCGACGGAAAGGGCCCCAUUGAGGCUGCUGAACGUCGCCGUGCGUCAGUCAAGGCACCGGGCAUUUUGCCUCGUCGUUCCGUCAACCAGCCGAUGAUGACUGGUCUUAAGCCCAUCGAUGCCAUGGUGCCCAUUGGUCGUGGUCAGCGUGAACUGAUCAUUGGUGACCGUCAGACGGGUAAGACUGCCGUCGCUAUCGACACUAUCCUCAACCAGAAGCGUUGGAACGACGGUAACGACGAGACCCAGAAGCUCUACUGUGUCUACGUCGCUGUCGGCCAAAAGCGUUCGACUGUUGCGCAGCUCGUCAAGACGCUUGAAGAGAAUGACGCCAUGAAGUACUCUAUCAUCGUCGCUGCCACCGCCUCUGAGGCUGCUCCGCUUCAGUACCUCGCCCCCUUCUCUGGCUGUGCCAUGGGUGAAUGGUUCCGUGAUAACGGCAAGCAUGCUCUGAUUAUCUAUGACGAUUUGUCGAAACAGGCCGUCGCUUACCGUCAAAUGUCCUUGCUCCUCCGUCGUCCUCCUGGUCGUGAGGCUUACCCUGGUGAUGUCUUCUACCUUCACUCACGUCUCCUUGAGCGUGCCGCGAAGAUGAACGACAAGUUCGGUGGUGGAUCAUUGACCGCUUUGCCUAUCAUUGAGACCCAGGGUGGUGAUGUGUCGGCGUACAUCCCAACCAACGUCAUUUCCAUCACUGAUGGUCAGAUCUUCUUGGAGGCUGAGCUCUUCUUCCGUGGUGUCCGCCCUGCUAUCAACGUCGGUCUUUCUGUAUCGCGUGUCGGUUCCGCUGCACAGACCAAGAUCAUGAAGAAGUUCGCUGGUUCUCUUAAGUUAUAUCUUGCCCAAUACCGUGAAGUCGCAGCUUUCGCUCAAUUCGGUUCCGAUCUCGAUGCCUCGACUCGUUACUUGCUCAACCGUGGUGCCCGUCUCACUGAACUCCUCAAGCAGGGCCAAUACCAGCCUCUCCCAACUGAGGUUCAGGUUCCCAUUAUCUACGCCGGUGUCAACGGUCUUCUCGACCCCAUUCCCGUAGACCAGAUCACUCGCUGGGAAUCUGAAUUCCGGUCAUACUUGACAAGCAGCCAGACUGCAUUGCUCGAGGACAUCGCAAAGGGUACGGUCAGCGCAGAGCUUGAGGAGAAGAUCAAGAAGGUUGUCGAAGACCACGUCUCCUCAUUCACUUCUUAAUUCGCGUCCUCUCUUCUCCCUGAGCGUCCCGUGCGGAUUCGGACGUGCAAUAAAACGUUGAAUUGCGUGGCGUAAAUAUUUGUUCCUUUGUGUCCACGUAUAAAUAGGAACAAGCAAAAUAGAAGAGGGCAACCUUUUUCACUUUCAAAUUCGCUCAGUCAGACAUCUGAGAACCGCACGUGUGCUUGAUCAUCGUCGUCUUCGAUAUUCACCGGGACAUUUGUGAAAAUUUGCAAUGAUCUGGACGUUAACCUGCUCUUCCAAUCGCUAUCAAGUGCUCGAUAUAUAUCACAAUCAAGGUUCUCCAAACAUGCUCAGUAAAACUUAGCGGCAGGUGAACCGUCAGCUGAUAGGCAGCUAAAUUGUCGAUGCACUGGCGUGGGCUCCCAGGACGCGAUUAAUGCAAGCCUUGACAUUUCGAAGCCGACGAAGACCGGCAUCCUGAACCUAACUUUUCCAGAGCCUGUCCUCGUGCGAGGGCGAGGAGUUAUUUGUGCCACAAUGUUCUUGAUACUCCACGGUUCUAAUUCAGUCCUAAAGCCGUCUUCGGCGCGUGGUGUUUGCCUUCAAGUUCACAGAUAUAGAGAGACUGAAGCUCUCCUCAUGACUGACUGAUAGUGCGCCCUUACCGCAUAUCUCAAGAUGCAAGACGAUAUCGAUAUCAAGCCUAUUUUCAAGACGAUGAAGUCUGAAGAUGAUACCGACAAGCCUCAAAUCGAGGUGCAGCUGGAAGAAGUAGAAAUAUCGCCUUGCAAAAGCGAUAAGUCAGCGUCCAUAGAGGACGCUACUGUUGCUGCCAUAGACGAGAAACGACUUGUACGGAAGAUUGACUUUGCUCUGAUCCCUUGGCUCGGUGUUUUGUAUUUGCUCUGUUUUCUCGAUAGAGCGGGCAUCGGGAAUGCACGACUAUACGGGAUGGAAGCCGACUUGCAUAUUACAGAUACCCAAUAUCUCCUCUGCUUGUCUAUUUUCUUUGUGACGUACUGGUUCUUCGAGGCGCCUGCAAACAUGUGUUUGAAACGCUUGAAGCCUUCGACGUGGCUUUCAUCAACGAUGGUGGCUUGGGGUAUUGUGAUGACUGUCCAAGGCCUGGUGCAUAACUUUGGAGGCCUCUUUGCAAUCCGAACUUUACUUGGGGUAGCCGAAGCUGGAUUCUAUCCUGGAUCGGCGUACAUCAUGUCCUGCUGGUACAAACGAAAUGAAGUCGGCUUUCGACUUGCGAUAUUCAACUCUGCAGUUACGUUCGCGGGUGCUUUCGGUGGUCUUCUAGCCGCGGCUAUAUCAAACAUGGAGGGUGUCGGUGGGAAGCCUGCAUGGGCCUGGAUCUUCAUAGUCGAAGGCCUUAUCACCGUCAUCUGCGGCCUCGCAUCUUUCUUCCUAGUCCAAGACUGGCCCGACGCCGCUCGUUUCCUAACCGAGGAAGAACGCGCAUACGUUAUUCGCCGUCUGCAAACAGACGAUCAGUUCUCUGCCUCGGGGGAGAAACUGCAUUGGCGGAACGCCCGUAAGAGCUUUACGGAUUGGAAGACGUGGGUGGGCGCGUCGGUUAUAAUAGGUACGGAUGGACCGCUAUAUGCGUUCUCGUUGUUCCUUCCUAGUAUAAUUGCGGAGCUCGGUUUCACUGCAACGGCAGCGAACUUACUCACCGUUCCUGUGUAUUUCAUCGCAUGUGUCUUCACUGCCGUUAUCGGCUACAUGGCUGACAGAAAGGGAAGACGUGGUUACUUCGCUAUUGCAUUGGCUUUAACUGCCUUGACGGGAUAUUUAAUUCUGAUAUUCUCAAGGCACCCAGGGCUGUCAUACUUCGCGACGUUCAUAGCUGCAUGUGGGAUUUUCCCAUCUAUACCUAACGCUGUAUCAUGGGUUGCGAAUAACUUCGAGGGCUCCUACAAACGCAGUGUCUCGAUGGCAAUAGCGAUUGGCUUUGGUAAUUUGACGGGAUCCAUAAGUUCCAAUACUUACCGCGCCCGAGACACGCCCUGGUACACACUAGGCCACGGCGUCACCAUCGGCUUCAUCGUCUUCGGCCUCAUAGGCUCGACAGCCUUCCAUACACUACUUCGUAGAGAGAACGCACGGCGUGAUCGUGGGGAACGUGAUGAAGUUAUCGGUGACCCGAAGAGUAGUAGAGGCGAUGUGCGAAAUGGGUACUUCGAGACUGUUGAAGAUGCGAGGAGAGAGAAAGGGGACCAGUGGAGUGGGUACAGAUAUAUUACGUGAAGUACAUAUGAAGGCGGGGAAAUUGGCACUGAAAACAACAACGUUAUGUAUAAAUAUCC
Fomitiporia mediterranea MF3/22 is the source of this 3979-nucleotide messenger RNA. Its product is annotated as ATP synthase F1, alpha subunit. Gene Ontology annotation, molecular function: proton-transporting ATP synthase activity, rotational mechanism; ADP binding; ATP binding. Gene Ontology annotation, biological process: proton transmembrane transport; proton motive force-driven ATP synthesis. The coding region runs from base 72 to 1700 and encodes 542 amino acids. The record is from RefSeq and is a predicted model, not a curated record. The transcript has 25 exons. NCBI's taxonomy places the organism in Eukaryota, Fungi, Basidiomycota, Agaricomycetes, Hymenochaetales, Hymenochaetaceae.